Molecule: messenger RNA, 1176 nt
Organism: Macroventuria anomochaeta
Lineage: Eukaryota; Fungi; Ascomycota; Dothideomycetes; Pleosporales; Didymellaceae
Exons: 2
Coding region: 1-1176 (391 amino acids)
Source: RefSeq, a predicted model, not a curated record
AUGACUUCAGUACUCCAUUACCGUGAUCCUAUCGCCUACCGGAGCGACUUCAUGAGCACUCCCAAUUACGCUCCUCCCCACAUGAUGGACAACCCCAAGAAGGCACUCUCCUACGAUGGCCACUCUUCUGAGAGCGAGUCAAGGAAGAACAUGUCUGGCGGCAAGAAGCGCCCCUCAAGAGCUGGAACCCGCAGCGUCACAACCCUCACCGCCGCGCAACUGGAGAGGAAGCGGGCCAACGACCGAGAAGCACAACGAGCCAUCCGCCAAAGAACCAAGGACCACAUCGACUCUCUCGAACGUCAGAAUCGCGAACUUCAAGCCCAGCUGGAGGGCAGUUCUUCAUCCAAGAUGAUUGAUCUCAUGCGUCGCAACGAAGAGCUAGAGCAAGAGAACGCUAUGCUUCGCGCUCGCAUGGGACACGCACCUUCCACCCUGGGGGUUCCAGAACACAACACAGGUAUACUGAUAGCAGGCGCUCCUUCGCCCAGUGAUCGCAUUCAGAUGCUCAGCCAACCACGCAGAUCUUCCACUGGCACAGCAAGAAGCGUCCACUCAGUUCCUGAGAUUGCGACACCUGCUUCCCAAGCUGGUCACUGGCAGACACAACAUUCGUAUGCUCAUCACGUUUCUUCACCGCACGUCGAGGCGCCACCGCCUAUGGAUGUGUCGACAUCGCACCACGACGCGCGCUGGAGUCCUCAUCCGUCGUCGCAUCCUCAGCAUCACUCGGUCUCAAUGGCGGAGCACCCUUCGGUUCACGCUGUCGAGCCUUAUCCAAGCUCCUACGGGAUGGAGAGCAACGCGCGAGCCAUGUCGUAUCCUUUGGAGAACGCUUCGCUCGUCACUUCUCAGCCUAUGCAGAUGACUGGUUACGGUACACCGACUUCACACCCUUCGCCGCACCCAUCUGAGUAUCAGCGACACAUGAGCGUCCCAAUGAACCACCAGGUGCCGCCGCAACCCCAGCAUCCCCACGCGCACGCACAACAGCAGACUUCCGCGCCGUACCCCUCGUACACUCAUCAGGGCUAUGCACCACAAGUCAGCCAUCCUAGUGAGAUGCCUAUGAUGGCACAUGCUCCCCACUCGCACGCUCAGCCUCAGCCGCAAAUGAUGGGCGAGCCUGGUCAACACAUCAUGUACAUGCAGCCCAACAUGAAAGUUGAGCAUUGA